Schistosoma turkestanicum is the source of this 1905-nucleotide messenger RNA. The record is from the annotation of a GenBank genome assembly. Lineage: Eukaryota; Metazoa; Platyhelminthes; Trematoda; Strigeidida; Schistosomatidae.
UUUUGACCCGUGACCUUGAGGAUGUUACAAUUCCCCCCAAGACUGACAUUCAACAACAGGUGUGUAUUUUCUUCCUUCUCCCAAGAUGUAAACGUAGUGAUUUCGCCCUCAAUACCAUUAAGGAGCGAUGGCCAAAAAUUUUAUCUCAGCUUAUCGAUUCAAUCUACCGCAAUCGUGAAAUGUAUUGCACUGAUGCUUGUCAAGUCAGUGAAAAUAAGUUCUGGAGUAUAUUCCCUUAGGAUAUAUCUGACAAGUUAAAAGAGCUAACGCGACACAUUGGCCACUUAAGAUAUGAUAUAAUGACAAACAAACCAGUUACACUCCUAUCGUUCUCACCACUGGGUCCUGCAGAGUUGGAACUCUGGAAUCAUUUACUGUCUGUGCAAGGAGUUAAACUUGCGCGAUCAGAAGACUCGAAAUGUGAAGGUGUGCAAAUGUGCUGGUAUGAGCUUCCGUGGCUUUUCGCUGAAUGUUAUCUCUAUCGUCGUGUUGUUGAUGUAGUUGCACAAAGUGGUCUCAAUGACUUUGACCCUUUUUUCGUGAAAAAGAAACACUGUUUCAAGAGCGCUAGGACGUUCAUAAAUUCUAUCCUUCUCUGCUUGACAAACCUAUCAGAUUUACCUCCUGAACGUGCUUUCAAUUUUUUCGUAAAUGUUUCUUUAUGGGCCAACGAGUUCGAUUUAUCACUUAAUCCUGAUGGGAAGUUUCAACAAAUCGGAUUUGACCAAAUAUCAGACUUCAUCGAACGUGUUCAGAAGCAGAUAGUUGUAAACGAUGGUGAUGCGCUGUAUAGAUUUUGUAAAAACUUUUCAGAUCUUAUAAGUUCAAGGGAUUUUAAUCGUAAACUACGUGUAGCUAUUAUACUUGAUAACUCAGGUCCUGAAUUAGUUGCCGACCUAACUCUUGCAGAGUAUUUCUUAGCAAGUCAGAUUGCUGAACAUGUCUCAUUUUACGGAAAAAGUAUUCCAUGGUUUGUGUCAGACGUCACUGGCAAAGAUUUUAAUUGGUUACUUAAUUUAAACAGUUCGGAUUCGGAGGGUGCUAACAAUGACCAUUAUGCUCAAUUAAUUUCAAAAUGGUGUCAACUCUGGCGAAAACGAAUCCAAGACAGCAGUUUUCGUUUUAAAACAUCGUACUUUUGGACCACUCCCUGCACCUAUGGUGAAAUGGAAGCAAUUGAUGCUGCACUUUACCAAAAUUUGUCGAGAGACUAUGAUUUGAUAAUAUUCAAGGGCGACCUUAAUUACCGUAAGCUUUUAGGCGAUCGUCAGUGGAGACCUGAUAGCUUAGACGAUAAAGUCAGUGCCUUUCGUCAAGUACAGAUUGGUAGACCCGCAAGCUGUACAUGUUCAGAAAAGUUCGGAGAUUCAAAAUCCGGUGAUCCAAUCAUCGACUGUCUAUGCGGACCAAUGGUUGUAGCCCUUCGAAUUGCAAAAUCAGAUGUAGGCGUAGGUGUGGAUCAUGAUCUUCUUAUUGAACUGCAAAACAAAACAAAACAGUGGUGGACUAUUGGCGAAUAUGGUUUCAUUCAGAUUAUUUCUCCUAUUGUUUUCAGUGCUUCAUGAAUCAACAUACAACAUAACUUUUGAUAUCAUAAACCACUUAUUUUCUGUUCAUAUAGCGUCAUUCUUCACAUUUUUAAAGUCGUUUUCAGAAACCAAGGUUCUUUUGUAAAUAAGGAUAGUGUUAUUAUUCGAAUUUUAAGGAUUUACGUAUGACAGGAUUUCCUCUUGUAAAUUUUUUACCUGAUAGGAACAUGACUUAUUCUUCGGGCUAUCGGCUGAAAGCUGAGCUCAUCUACAAAUCUCGGCUGUCUAAAAUCUUCAUAAUUCAUGGGUAAAAUUUUGGUUUAAUUCGGAUGUGUUACUUUGACACAUUAUUGCCGUUCUCAGUGCCGAUAUAAAC